Molecule: messenger RNA, 2481 nt
Organism: Amyelois transitella
Lineage: Eukaryota; Metazoa; Arthropoda; Insecta; Lepidoptera; Pyralidae
Product: carbonic anhydrase 2
Exons: 5
Coding region: 332-1126 (264 amino acids)
Cellular component (GO): cytoplasm
Molecular function (GO): carbonate dehydratase activity; zinc ion binding
Source: RefSeq, a predicted model, not a curated record
UGAGUGCCGCAGGCGCAGUGGUUCGAGGGAGCGCGCGCGAUCGGCAGUGUAGCGCGUUGUUUCGUCCCGCUGCCGCAGAACCCGCUCCCGCGCCCGCUCCGCCUGUGCCUCCGCCUCCCCGCGCCAGCUCCGUCUGUGCCUCCGCCUAAAGCGGGCCGCCGCUGACGACGUAUAAAGCGGAGGCGCCGGCAAACUCGCACGCAGUCACGACCAAGCCACGCUCUUCUGUGCACUCACGAGCCACGCGAUACGGAUAAUUCGACAAGUUAAACAAUAAUCAGUUCAUCCUCUGUGAAACCGACGUACACAACACAUUUACUCAUCCGUGAUAAUGGCAGACGACUGGGGAUACACUGGUGAAAACGGGCCAGCUACUUGGACAGAGAAGUUCCCAGAGGCCCGGGGGGCGCGUCAGAGCCCUGUGGACAUUGACACGAGUCUGGCCAGCAGUGGCGGCAGCGCGCCGCCGCUGGACUGGAAGUACUCCGUCAACCACACCCGCUCCGUCGUCAACCCGGGCUACUGUUGGCGAGUUGACGAGAAUGGGUACGACUCAGAAUUACGUGGAGGUCCUUUAGGCUCUGACGUUUAUAAAUUGCAACAAUGGCACUGCCACUGGGGCGCCGUGAACGGAGAAGGCUCGGAGCACACCGUGGACGGGCGCUCCUUCUCCGGGGAGCUCCACCUGGUGCACUGGAACACCAGCAAGUAUCGCAGCUUUACGGAGGCCGCCGGACAAGAAGACGGACUUGCCGUCUUGGGGGUCUUUCUCAUGUGUGGAAAAAAACACAACGAAUUAGACAAAGUGAUCAAGCUCCUGCCGUUCAUCACCCACAAGGGAGACAAGGUGACCAUGUCUGAACCUCUGGACCCCGCCAACCUGCUCCCGCAGCGGCGAGCCUACUGGACCUACCCCGGCUCGCUCACCACGCCGCCCUGCACUGAGUCCGUCACAUGGAUCCUAUUCAAAGACCCCGCACAAGUUUCCGCAGAGCAGUUGGCGUUAAUGCGGAAGCUGAGGUGUGGCGAAGCGUCGUGUGGGGUCGAGGCCAUGGAGCUGCUGCACAACUACCGGCCGACGCUGCCGCUCGGCAACCGAGAAUUGCGCGACUAUGGCGGCAACUAACACAUCGCCACAGCCGACUGACUGACUCGCCAUGCCGUGGCUACACGUCGCGAUGCUCAGCACUCCGCUGCUAGUAGACAUACGGCGACACACUCGUGAUGUCGAUAUGCACAUCUCGAUUUGCGAGUUAUAGUUCUACACUUGCAAAGAUACUGUUGUCCGUGUGUCCUGCAUAUUUCUUAGUACUUACAAGCGCAUGAUUAAGAAUGAAGACUUGAGUAGUCAUAAACAUUCAGUGAGAUUAUCAAUAUACUACACAUCGUUAGCCAGAUAUGAUAAGCGGAUGAGCCGUCUGUUAUGAAUCAGGAUUAUAUAUUAACCAGAGAAUCGGUGUAACAUAAGUGCCUUGAGCGUUUGGCUUAAAGUGUUGAAAGAACAACUUUGUACCUAACUAAUUACUUGAAAAUUGAUACCAUUCAACUUACGAUACUUAUAUCAAUGGUUUUAAUUAUUUAUUAGGUAAAUAAGUCAUAAAUAAUAAAGUAUUUUAAUCCGGGUGUUCCUAGGAUAAAUUAGAUUUGAUAUUAAAUACCUAAUAACGUAAAAUUGUUAUUUAUAAAAAGUUUAUUCUAUAAAAUUUUAAACUUUAAUUUACCUUAAGAGAUAGUACCUAGAAAUCGACCUGAGUAUUAACGAAAUGUUCCUAGUAAUGUGCAUAGCACAGCCAUUGUUUUAUUGGCCCAAAAAAGCACAUAUAAAAUUUGAAAGUGGGUUGCUAUAAAUGAACCACUAGGAACAUUAAAAUGAGUACCUAUGCCAAUUGUCGCCUCAGUAAGCGAUAUUUUCAAUUCAAUAUGCGGAUAUUUUGUAGCUUGUAAAUAAAUGGGGUCGUGCAAAUAUAAUGAAAGGUAUCUUUUCAUUCUAGGGUUUUCGGAUAGGAAUAUUGGUAUUGACAAAGAUUUAUGUGCCUUGUGGUAAAAAAUUAAUAUUUAUUUUAAAGAUAUGCAAACACCAAAACGUCUAAAUUAAAAUUAUACAGCAUUGUAAAAUAAAGAAUAACGCUUAGCUUUUUGCUGCAAACAUAGCCGGUCCUAUAAGCAAAUACCUUUUAUUAACUCCUGUAUAUAAUGGAUAAACAACAAAAAUUAGUGCGAAACAAAUACCAGACGCGAUUGGUAGUGAGAGUAUCUGUUUUACUUAACUACAAAGAACAUUAUAAUUUUUAAUUUCGAGAUCUUAGGUAUAGUUAGUAAGUGCCUCGAAUAGUAACGUAUUACUCGCAAUGGCGCAGUUAUGUUAACUGUGUUUAUUGUAAAACGAUCUAUCAAUAACAUAUUGUCUGUUAAUAAUUUAAUGAAAAUUUGUUAUGCUUAUUUAUAACGUUACUAAUAUACAGAAAUACAUGAUUGAAAAUA